Messenger RNA from Aspergillus aculeatus ATCC 16872, 1281 nucleotides. RefSeq lists its product as uncharacterized. The transcript is spliced from 3 exons. Bases 1 to 1281 code for a protein of 426 amino acids. The record is from RefSeq and is a predicted model, not a curated record. Gene Ontology annotation, molecular function: FAD binding. Lineage: Eukaryota; Fungi; Ascomycota; Eurotiomycetes; Eurotiales; Aspergillaceae.
AUGGUCCCCGAAUCCGUGAUCAUCAUCGGCGGCUCUGUCGCGGGCCUGCUGCAAGGCCUCCAACUCAAACGCCAAGGCAGCAACGUGAUCGUGCUGGAACAAGACCCCUCCAAAGACCGCCACAGCCACGAAUCCGGCGUCUCGAUCGGACCCAGCGUCGUCGCGCUGCUCGACAAAUACGACGCGACGGGGCGCCCGGCCGCCAUCCCGACGGAAUACCUGAGCGCCGCGUGGCGCCGCAACCACCUCCGCGUCGCCAACACGCGCUGGCGCCACCACAUGAGCAACUGGGGCUGUCUGUACCUGAUCCUGCGGGCCAACUUCGACGGGCUCGCGUCCGCCGCCGUGCCGCACCCGCCGGGGCCCAAGCGCGGGGAUGGGGACGUGGACUACCGGCCGGGCAAGCAGGUGACCGGGGUACGGUACGAUCAGACCGCCAACGGGGGUAAAGGGCUGGUGGAGGUGGACUAUGUGGAUGUCACGACGGGGGCGACGGAGACGGCGCGCGCUGGGAUGGUGCUCGCCGCCGACGGGGUGCAUUCGACCGUGCGCCGGCUGCUGCAGGUGCCCACGCGCAAGGAGUACGCCGGCUAUAUCGGGUGGCGCGGCACGGUGCCGGAGAAGUUGCUGUCGGCGAGCACGGUGGAGUAUUUUGAGAAUCGCCUGAAUUUUACGCUGUUGCGGGGCACGUAUUUUAUUAGCUACUUCAUCCCCACCGAACAAGGGCACGUCGAACCCGGGAAACGCCUCCUCAACUGGGUCUGGUACUAUUUUCUACCUGAAGGGUCCCCCGAGAUGGCCAGGAUCUUCACCGACAUCCACGGCAAGGUCCAUCCCAACACCGUGCCGCAGGGGCUGGUCGACCCGGAGGUCUGGCGCGCGCAGCUGGCCGCCCACCUGCCCAAGAUGACCGCCCCGCUCGCGGAGGUGGUCUCGCUCACGCCCCGCGUGUUCGUGACCAAGGUCGGCGAGGCGCAGUGCUCCACGGCGAGCUUCUUCGAGGAUCGGCUCGUACUGGUGGGCGAUGCCUUCACGGGGUUCCGGUCCCAUCUCGGCAAGGCCUCGGAGCAGGCGGCCCAGCAUGCCCUGCAGAUGGACCGCGUGUGGCGCGGGGAGAUCACCCAGCGCGAGCGGGACCGCGAGGCCCGGUUCUAUGCCGAGCGGUUGAUUCUGCUAAAUCGGUUGAUUGGGUUCAUGGGGUUGGGGCUGUGGUGGACGGUGCUCAAGACCGGGGUCGCGUACUUGUGGGUGGUUCUGGGGUAUAAGCUGGGUUUUGCUUGA